GAAGAGAAAAUCUAGUGAACCGUGGCGAUGUCUCUAGACAGUUUCUCCGAAUCCCUCUCAAAUCAUUGACUUCGUGAUUCACAAAGCCAACGGCUUUCCUGGUAGAUUCAGGUCUCGCCACCACCCUUCCCCCGCAGUACAUCCAACCUCCGGAAGAGAGACUCCAAUCCAUCAAAAUCACGCCUUCAUCUUCAAUCCCCAUCAUCGACGUCUCAAAUUGGGACGACCCACGAGUUCAAGAUUCGAUCUUCCAGGCCGCAACCCAGUUGGGUUUCUUCCAGAUCGUCAAUCACGGCAUUCCCUCCCAAGUUCUGGGCAAAGUCAUAGACGCAGCUCAUGGGUUCUACGGGCAGACGAACGAAGAGAGACGCAAGUACUGGAAAGGCAAUUCCCCUUCCGAAACUGUCUUCUACACCACGAGCUUCAGCCCUCUGGCGGAGAAGGUCCUUGAGUGGAAGGAUUUCUUGAUGUUUCAGUUUGCUUUUGGGGAUGGAGAUGACGCCUCUUCUUCUGAGCUUUGGCCUCCUGUUUGCAGGGAUGAAGUGGUGGAUUACAUGAGACGCGCUGAGCCGGUGAUCAAGAAGCUGAUAGAGGUGCUACUGAAGAAGAUCAAUGUGAAGGAAAUGAAAGAGAAAGAGAGUUGCUUGAUGGGUUCACCAAGGGUUAGCCUGAAUUACUAUCCAAAGUGCCCAAACCCUGAGCUAGCCGCCGGAGUGGGCCGCCAUUCGGACAUAUCAACCAUCACUAUCCUACUUCAGGACGAUACCGGAGGGCUCUAUGUCCAGGCAACCCAAGGAGAAGAAGAAGAAGGUUGCGAUUCGAAUUCAUGGAUCCCAAUUCCACCGGUCGAAGGAGCACUCGUGGUAAAUGUUGGGGAUGUGCUGCAGAUAAUGAGCAAUGAUGUUUACAAAAGUGUGGAGCACCGUGCAUUUCCCAGCAAGACUAGGAACCGCGUUUCGGUUCCCAUAUUCGUGAACCCGGAUCCUGAUGCUGUCAUCGGAGUUCUGCCGGAAGUUUUGGAAGGUGGGGAGAAGGCUGUUUACAAGUCUGUCCUGUAUUCUGAUUACUUCAUGCAUUUCUUUAGCAAGGGUCACGAUGGAAAGAGUACCUUGGAUUUUGCCAAGAUAUGAACGAGCUCUUGGCUUUUCGGAUUCAUGUUUACAAAUAAGCAUAGUUUGUUCGCAAUUGAAUGAUGCACCAUUGCUCAUCUGCAGCUC
This is a messenger RNA of Linum tenue, 1217 nucleotides long. Lineage: Eukaryota; Viridiplantae; Streptophyta; Magnoliopsida; Malpighiales; Linaceae. The record is from the annotation of a GenBank genome assembly.